AUGAACUUUCCUAGCAAAUGGAUCUCCUGGGUCAAAUCUUGCAUUACCUCUGCUUCUUUCUCUUUACUGAUUAAUAAACAACCUUCUGGUUGGUUUAAGUCCACUAGAGGACUCCGUCAGGGGGAUCCUCUUUCCUCAUACCUCUUCAUUCUGGCUGCCCAAAAUCUGACUGCUUUGCUCAACUUUGCUAUGAGACAGAAUAUGAUCCCUAGUUUUAAUUCUGCUCUUAGACAUAAUUUCAACCACCUCAUGUAUGCGGAUGAUUUGAUCCUUAUUUCGCUUGCGUCUAGGAAGAUUGCCCGCAACAUCAAUUUGUGUCUAUCAAUUUAUGAGAGCCUUACUGGUCAGCGAGCUAACAAAUCCAAAUCUGGAGUCUAUUUUCCCUCCAGAUUUAAUUUGCGUCUCCAGACCAGCAUAAGCUCCAUCCUUGGUUUUACGGUGGGCAAAUUUCCUCUAACUUAUCUCGGCCUGCCUAUUUCCCCUAGAAGAUUGCCUAUCUCCAGUUUUACUAACUUGCUUGCCAAAACUGAGAAUAUUGUAUCUUCCUGGAAACAUUCUAAAAUUUCCAUGUCUGGCAAAGCUGUUCUUAUUAAUUCUGUCUUGAUGUCGAAUCCAGUUUACUACCUGUCUGUUUAUCCUGUCCCUGAUACGAUUUUGGAUGGUAUUUCUAAAGCUGCCAGAAAGUUCUUCUGGUCUAAGAGUGGCAAUCGAAAAGGCAUGAACUUAGUGAGUUGGACAGAUAUUACUCUCAAACAAACUGAGGGGGGUAUCUCCAUCCGUAAUUUGCGUGCUUCUAAAAUUUCUUUAAUGGCGAAAAAUGUUAUCAGUUAUUUAAAUCAUCAUGAUGCCAUUUGGGUGGAUAUUCUGUACAGGAAGUAUGGCAAUUUUAAUUUUUGGACUGACUCCACCCCGGCCAACUGCUCCUGGUUUUUCCGGGGUCUUUGUCAUAAUGCCAACAUCAUUAAGCCUCACCUAUGGUUAUAUCACUUUAAUCCUGCUCAUAUUGAUUUAAUGCUAGACCCCUGGUAUUUUGAAAUUCCAUUAGCAUUUAAACCCACAUUCCUUAACAUGGAUUUUGAUUUGCAUUUGCUAAGUUUGUCUGAUCUCUUACUGAAUGAUGUUUGGAAUUAUACUGUGCUGCAUAAUAUCUUUGGUGCUUUCCUGAACCUUGAUUAUCUCAACAUUAAUAAGUGUUCCAUCAACUUUGCUAAGCAUUGGGUGUGGUUUCCUAAAGCCAAUAAUAUCAAGACCACAUCCAUGGUUUAUUCACACUUCAAUAACUCUGCGGGUACUAUGAAUCCUUGGGACGGCUGGAGAAAUCUCUGGCGUUUGAAGAUUGCACCAAGGCCUAAAUAUUUCAUGUGGUUACUUCUUCAUAAUGGUAUUAAAACAUAUGACUAUCUAUACAGGUUAAAUCUUGGGCCUCAAACUCUUUGCAGGUUUUGCAAUAUUGACUUUGAAUGUACUGAGCAUUUAUUUAAUCAUUGUUCUAAAGCUCAGUACAUUUGGAGAUUGGUAAGUGCAGCCAUUGGUAAGCAGGUUAGUUUUCUUGAUGGAUUUUCAUCUGGACAUUGGCUUUCUCCUACUAAUUCUGUUUAUGAUCUCCGUGACCAAUCUGUUAUUGCAGUUACUUCUUGGCUUAUUUGGAAGUCAAGAUGUAAUCUCAUUUUCCGCAAUGAAUCCCCUGAUUUUAAUGCAAUCCAUGUUAACGCUCUUAGCCAUGUCAGGGAGUUCUCCUUAUCCCCUACUUACUUGUCUGGCAGCAGACUCAUACUCAACAAUUUUUCCUUAAUUGAUAGCCCCUUUCUCUUUGUUUCUUCUUUGGGUAAGGGUGAAGCUAGAGACUAUGGCGCUGGUUUCUAUCUUAGUAAUGCUUGUUCUCAGAUCAUUUGUGCAGGUUGUUGCAAUAAUUUGGCAGACUCAAUAUUAGAAGCUGAUGCUCUGGCACUGCUGAUUGCUCUGGGAAGUCUUCAUGCUUCGGAUCUUUCGUCCUGCACCAUCUUCAUUGCCAGCAAUGAUCUUUAUCAUUUAAUCCAGUCUGACGCGAUACAUUUUGCUUGGCGCCUUCGUCCUUUGAUCUCCAGCUUGUCUGAUUACCUUUCAAGUUUGGGUCAUCCGCGGAUUUGCAUCAUACCUAAAGCCUGGUUGGCAAUUGCUAAUAGUCUUGCUCUGCAUGGACUUAACUCUCAUGUUCUUACUCUCUUCCAUCAGGGCAAGGACCUCCCUCGUUGGCUUAUGAGGCAGCUUCUUCAGUCUGGAGUUAGCUUGUAG
This is a messenger RNA of Dioscorea cayenensis subsp. rotundata (Guinea yam), 2271 nucleotides long. RefSeq lists its product as uncharacterized. The coding region runs from base 1 to 2271 and encodes 756 amino acids. The transcript has a single exon. NCBI's taxonomy places the organism in Eukaryota, Viridiplantae, Streptophyta, Magnoliopsida, Dioscoreales, Dioscoreaceae. The record is from RefSeq and is a predicted model, not a curated record.